UCGAAUCUUCUGUACGUCUGCUUGACCAAUUCACUCCGUUUUAAUGCGUGUACUACCUCGCUUCGCUUCCACAGUUCUUUUUGAGUGUUCAUCUGUUAAACCAGAGCUGUCAGUUGCUUGUAGCUGCUAAUAACUCGGAUCAAUGCGAACUGUUCCUUUUCAUGCAGCUCCCAUGAGCUUCACAUGUCGCACCCCUUAUAUAAAGACUACGGCUAAAAAAAACGCUCCAGAGUCCACCUUUAUCAGUGAUGUGCUUCUGCGUUUUCUUCUGCGGACUCGUCCCGUGUAUACACUCCGCCAGGGGGUCCCUUUGUGAGAAAUACAAGCUGGGGGAGGAACUCGGCCACGGCGCGUCUGGUGUAGCGCAAGUCUGCAUAGACAGGAUCACAGGUGAGGAGCUUGCUUGCAAAAAAAUCACAAAAAUAGAACACUUGCACCAAGAUGAGGUCGGGAUUCUCAAGCAGCUGUAUGGCCAUCCAAACAUAGUGAAGCUGGAAGCAGCAUUUAGCGAUGAAAAGGAGACUUACCUUGUCAUGGAGCUCUGCAGAGGAGGUAGCCUGUUCUCGAAUGGAAGCCUUUUGAGUGAGAUGGAAGCUGCUCAAUUGUGCAAGAACCUGAUGGAGGCCGUCAAGUUUUGCCACUCCAAUGGAAUAAUUCACAGGGAUAUCAGCCUCAAGAACAUCCUGCUGGGCGACAACUGCUUCAAACUAGCCGACUUCGGACUUGCAGCACACUUCCAGCCCGGAGAGUAUCUUUCGGAUCUCAUAGGAACUCUCUGCUACAUGGCCCCCGAAGUUUUCAAGCGGAGAUACAGCAAGGAAAUUGACAUCUGGAGCUCUGGCGUCGUUAUCUUCGCAAUUCUCAGUGGAAACUUCCCCUUCCAUGGCAACACCUUCAAAUCGACUAUACACGCGAUCGAAGCGGCCAGGAUUGAUUUCGACCCGGAGUAUUGGUCCAAUGCUUCACCUUCAGUAAAGGAUCUGAUUAGAGGAAUGCUCCACCAAGAUCCAAGGAAAAGGCUUACUCCAGAGCAGGUCCUCGAUCACGACUGGGUCGUACAUCACACCAGCGACGAAGCCAGGAGUUCGCUUGCAACGAUCAACACGCGAAGAUACUUCGGCUCCAAAUCAGAGAAGAACUCCUCAAGUUUUUCGUUGUCCCAGGUAGCCAGAGAUCUGAUAGUGUGCGCGAAACUUAUACUCGGGCUCAUUCCCAAUUGAAGGCGUUGUAUUAAGAUAAAUACUUUGUGAUCCACGGAAGAUCAAGGCAGUCUCUUAACGCGAAGGAAACGUCAUCACUAGCCAGGGACGGGCGUCAGCAUUGGAAAAUAUAAACACAGAGGGAA
Molecule: messenger RNA, 1345 nt
Organism: Selaginella moellendorffii
Lineage: Eukaryota; Viridiplantae; Streptophyta; Lycopodiopsida; Selaginellales; Selaginellaceae
Product: calcium-dependent protein kinase 14
Exons: 1
Coding region: 249-1220 (323 amino acids)
Biological process (GO): peptidyl-serine phosphorylation; protein autophosphorylation; intracellular signal transduction
Cellular component (GO): cytoplasm; nucleus
Molecular function (GO): calcium-dependent protein serine/threonine kinase activity; ATP binding; calmodulin binding
Source: RefSeq, a predicted model, not a curated record